Molecule: messenger RNA, 7155 nt
Organism: Akanthomyces muscarius
Lineage: Eukaryota; Fungi; Ascomycota; Sordariomycetes; Hypocreales; Cordycipitaceae
Exons: 1
Coding region: 1-7155 (2384 amino acids)
Biological process (GO): amino acid activation for nonribosomal peptide biosynthetic process; secondary metabolite biosynthetic process
Cellular component (GO): cytoplasm
Molecular function (GO): catalytic activity; phosphopantetheine binding
Source: RefSeq, a predicted model, not a curated record
AUGACGAUCGAUCCGUAUACACCAAGUUUCGCUGAGCGACGCGGCUCUGCUGAUGCCCAUCCCACCAAGGCUCUCGUGCCCAUCUCCUCCAAUGAGCAGCUGCAGCGCCAUAUAAACAGUGGCAGUACGAAUGCAGAGGAUGCAACCAACUUUUGGAAGGAUCGGUUCCGUCGCCACGCAGGGCAGCAGCCGGUAAUACACUGCUUCCCCCAGCAGUACAACUGGCCCCGUUCCGAGACUGCCAUCGUUGUCCCGAAUGAUCUGCUCAAACAGGCUCGUGGGCUAUGCGACCGCUUCAGACUCCGCUUUGACGACUUUUUAUACGGUACCUGGGCCAUUGUUGCCGCUCAGCAUGCACCCUCUUCGACGGCGAAGGCCGCCGCGAUCUUCACCAUACCGAGCCACAGACAAACCAGAACCCCUCAGAGUGAACAAUAUAUCAUCACCGAGGAUAAAAAAGACUUAGUACCGCUUGUUCUAUCUUUCUCCAAAGAUAUGUCUGUUCUUUCAUAUCUUCGUCAUGUUGCCGAGGUUGUGCACCAGUCCGCAGCAGCUAGCUUCCUGAGUCAUGAGGAGAUUCUUCGACUCGCUGGUGCCUCCCGGCCCCAAGUCAAGCUCAGUGUCGACUGCAAGGGCCCGAGCCUUGUCCAAAACCACGUCAUGUCCGCUGACGACGAGUUCCCUCUCGUCAUCAAUAUUUCCACGUCGCCACUGUUCGUGAUGAGCAUGCGCCACAGCGCGGACCUCCCCAAGCUCGACGCUCGCUUGAUCCUCGAGCACUUCACCGCCACCCUACAAAAUGUUACCGAGAACCCCAAGCAAAGACUGUCAGAAGUACGCAUGAUUUUACCUGUCGAAGAGUUUCUUCUGAGCGAGUACGGAAAGGCCGCUGUACCAGCACAGACAGGCCUGCUGCACCAGCUUGUCGAGACACAGGCGCUCAACACUCCGCACGCAGAUGCCGUACAGUUUGAGGACGACGAACCCAUCUCAUAUUACACACUGAAUCAGCGCGCAAAUCAACUUGCACGAAACUUACUGCAAUAUAGACCCAGAGUUGUGGCAGUGCACAUGCGCACCUCUGCCGACUUUAUAGUCUCUCUCCUCGCCAUUCUGAAAGCUGGCGCUGCGUACGUCAUUCUCGAUGUCGACGCCGCACAAUCUCGCAAAGCCUUUAUGGUCGAGGACGUCGCCGCUGACUUUCUCCUCGUGGACGAAACUACACGCGGGCAGUUCCCUGCCGAACACGACAUUGGUCAAGUCACCAUCGUAUCCCGCCAGUACGACGCCAGCAACCUCUUCCUCGCUCAGGAACCAACCGAUAUCGCGUACAUCAUCUACACUUCUGGUUCCACCGGCCGACCCAAAGCAGCCCUGCUAGCUCACCAGGCCGCGUACAAUGGCCUUGUCUGCUUCCCCAGAAUCGAGGAACUGCGCCAGCUGCUCUUCUUCAACCCUGUCUUUUCGGCCGCGCAGCGAUCUAUCUGGGCGACCCUCUCGGUCGGAGGCUGCCUCUGCUUGGCGCAGAAGAAGAAUUUCAUUGUAAACUUGGCCGACACAAUACAGAAGAUGGAUAUAACCUCGAUCGACAUGACGUCCACGACUGCGGCGCUCAUAUCGCCUGCGCAGGUGCCUUCGCUGCGACGAAUGAUGCUCGGUGGCGAGCCCGCCAGUCCCUCAGUGGUUAAGACUUGGGGGCACAGAGUUCAGCUGUACUCAUCGUAUGGCUUGAGCGAGUGCACACAGCUCAACAUGCGACAAAGACUACUCUCGGAGGCCAGCUCGAGCUCGCGGGUCAUUGGGAUGCCGUAUGACACAACGAUGUCGUACAUCGUUGAACCCGGUACGAUGGAGCUGUCGCCGCUGCUUGUCCCCGGUGAGCUUUGUCUCGGUGGUGCACAACUCGCCAGCGGUUAUCUGAACUCGGAAGAACUGACAGCCAAGCGCUUUGUCACGAAUCCGUUUAGUCACGGGAAAUUAUACAGGACUGGAGACAUGGCUGUGCGACACGCCGACGGGGCGAUUGAGCUGAUUGGGCGCGUGGACUUCCAGGCCAAGAUCAACGGCCAGAGGGUAGACCCGGGGGAGCCAAACUUCUUUAUACAAAGGCACAAGUUUGUGAAACAUUCUUCUAUCGUGCCUUGCGUAAUCAACAACAAGACGGUUCUUGUUGCAGCAGUCGUGGUCGCGCAGGGUGAAACCGUCUGGUCCAGCACGGUGCGCGCUUUGCGCGCGUACCUUGCCGCUCAAGUGCCCGGCUACAUGAUGCCGAGCUUUUGGAUCCCCAUGGACAAAUUACCACUGAAUGCCAACGACAAGGUGGACUUGGGCGCCAUUCGAAACCUGGCGGAGGAGUCUGGACGUGCGGGGACUCUCGGGCCUGAUGCGGGCGCAGAGGGUGGUCAUGAUGCUGUCUUUAAUGCUACAGAGACUGUAAUCCGCGUUCUUUGGUCCGAAAUUCUGUCUGUGUCAUUGAACGCGGUGAAACUACAGAGUUCCUUAGUCUCACUUGGAGGCACCUCACUCGAGGCUAUCCAGGUGGUGUCGCGACUACAAUCACAGCACGGUCUUGUCCUCGCAGUGGAAGACAUGGUUCUCGAUCACAUCCUCGCUGAAAUUGCCAAGCUUGCCGCCACUGUCACGGCACCGGCAACAUCACAGGCUCCUGCGCCAUUCAGCCUGUUGAAGCACGCAACAUCUGCGGAGCUUCUAGGAAUGAAGGUCACCGAGGCAGAAGACGCCUUCCCCGUCACAGCGCUCCAGGAAGCCGUCAUAGCAAACACUAUCCUCGGCGGCACAGCUUACAUCUACAGCCGCUCGUACAGCUUCCAAGGACAUAGCGAGCAGGACGUGAUGCGGAGCCUACAGUUUCUAAUGGAGUCUCAGCCUCUUUUGCGUACUACGUUUGUUCCCAGCGGCACCUCCUUCGUUCAGGUCAUCAAAAAGACUGCGACUCUCCCGCUCACCACAUCAAAUCUCAACGUUGAAACAUACAUAAAAAAUGCGACGGCACAGGGCAUGCGCAUAGGGGACCUCUGGUGGCGGGUCGGCAUCCUCCCCGACCAUGUCCUUGUCAUCACCAGCCACCAUGCCCUGUUUGACUACUGGUCCAAUGAGUUCAUCCCACAGGAUCUGUCGUCUAUCAUUAGCGGACGAACUCCCGCGGCAAGAGGCCGAUUUAGCAGCUAUGUCAAGUAUUUACAGUCGAAAGAUGCCACAGUCACAAAAGACUUUUGGAAGAACUAUCUGGAGGGGAUUAGCCCUAAGUCCCUGCAUGAUCGCACGCACGCCGAAAAUAAAGUCACAGCGUCGCUUGCAGCGGACCUAAGAAAGACGGCAUCCAAACUCAAAACCACGCCCAGCAUCUUACUCUACGCCGCCUGGUCCGUUGUCCUUUCCGCCGUGCAUGCCACUAAUGACGUGGUGAUGGGCGUUACUCUCUCCGGCAGAGAUUCGCCUGUCCCAGGUAUCCUGGAAAUGGCCGGUCCAACACUCAUGAUUGCCCCGUUACGGGUGCAAGUCGACAGAACUAGCUCUUUUGGCGCGCACUGCGCCUACGUCCAGAAACAGCUGCUGGACGUCGCUGCCCAUGCGCAUGUUGGCCUUCGAACGAUUCUCAAAAUCAGCAGGCAGUCCAAUAGCCUGUUUGACUCGAUGGUGAACUUUCUCAUUAAGAUUUCGCCGGCCGAUCAAAACGACGGUCUGAAGGCACUACCGUUCAUGAGUCUCGGCGAGGUGGAACAUGCCAAGCUCGAGCUGAAUAACGAAACCUUGGACCGAAUUACACUUACUUCAACACUGGAAUCCGACUUUGCACAGUACUUAGCUGACUUUGUUGCCAAUGUGCUUCGCAAUGGUGGCGAGGCGCUAAACGCUCCUGUCAAGGAGCUGGUGUCGGUGUCGCUCCCAGCUGAAUCUGAGUUGCACAGUUCUGACGCAUCAAUCCUAGCUACACCAAGAUCCAUUAGCGAGAGGAAUGUGGCUCCAUCACUCACCUCGGACGAUGAGAAUAUGCUUGACGAGGCAUGGCCAUACAUGCCCUCCGACCUCGGCUUCUCUGCCUUCAUGCGCAUGGCAGCCUCGCACCCGUCACGCAUUGCCGUGCAAGACAUUUCUGGAGACGACAUCACUUAUGCCGGUCUCGCAAUCAGAGUCCACCAGCUCGCCGGUGUCCUCCCCUACCGCGGCGUCAAGCUCGAGCAGAUCGUUCCUGUACUGCUUGAAAAGUCCAUCAACACUAUCGUCGCAAUCUUCGGCAUCCUUGUCUCUGGUGGUGCUCUGCUGACUCUCGGCCCAGAAACCCCCAGAAGCCGCAACAUGGUUAUUAUUGAGGACUGCAAGGCUACGCAUGUCAUUACUGACCGCCUGAAUAAGAGUUUCUUUGACGGCCUCCCAUAUAGGGUUAUUGUCAUUGACGACAUUGACUGGAAUGGCUUGCCGAUUGAACGGCCAAUUACGCCGGGUCUGAGCCCAGACUCUCUUGCCUACGUCAUUUACACCUCUGGCAGUACCGGCAAGCCAAAGGGCACGCUCAUCACGCACGGGGCCCUGGCGGCGGCGACCGAAGGCAUUAUUGACAACACAAAUUUGAGGAACAACCGGUUUCGAAUCCUGUGGACCCUCAACUAUACAUUUGACGGCUCUUUCGACGGCCUCUUCUCUGCGCUGUCCAGCGGUUCAACUCUCUGCGUGGCCCAACAGAGCUCAAUCGUCGCGAACCUUGCCGACUUUGUUAACGAAAUGAAAGUCGAUCGGAUCAACAUCACACCGUCUAUGGGCACACUCUUUCAUCCGAACGACGUGCCACGCGUCAAGGUACUCAUGACAGGCGGCGAGCCCAUCACACCCCAUAUACUGAGUGUGUGGGCGCCUCGCGUUGUCGUGUAUAACGCCUACGGGCCGACCGAGGCCACAAUCUGCAUCAGCAUCAGCAUAAUGCUUCCCGGAAUGAACUUGCGCAACGUCGGUCGCAUUUUCAAAUCUGUGCAAGCCGUGAUCCUCGACGCUGACACAAUGGAGCCCGUAGCAGACGGCGAGAUUGGUGAGUUGUGCUUGUCUGGUCCCCAAUUGGCCCGCGGCUACCUCGAGCGGGCGGACGCCACGGCUAAGGCAUUCCGAUUUGUCGAUGGUGUGAGAACUUACCUGACCGGCGACUUGGCAAAAUUUCUUCCAAACGGUGAGAUUGAGCUCUACGGUCGCAAAGACGACCAGGUCAAGCUCAACGGGUACAGGAUCGAGCUGGGCGAGAUUGAGGUCUCGAUAGUGAAGAGUGGCGCUUUCGAGGCGUGUGUGGCUGUGAUUGCCACUAUCAUGAAAAAGAAGCAGAUUGUGGCAUUUUGCUCUCACGAGAAUGCAGAGACGGGAGAUAAUAUUUUGCUGCCAGUGGACAAGGCCAUUGAGGUUAGCCAGGUCACGGCGCGCCUUACGUCGCUGCCCAGGUACAUGGUUCCCACACUCUGGCUCCCCGUCGCGACGUGGCCACUCACACCAAACGGCAAGGUGGACAGGAAGCGCCUAAGCCAACUCGCCGAGGAGAUGCCAGUAGAGGCCGUGAAGAAAUACUUACCGCGCGAGGAAAAGACUACUGUGGCGACUGAGCAGGAGCUUGCUCUGCAAUUGAUCUGGGCGAACCUAUUUGAGGUUGCGACGCAGGAUAUUCAUGGCGGAACCACUUUCCAUAGUCUAGGCGGUGACUCCAUAUCUGCUCUCAAUCUCGCUGGCGUGCUUCGCAAGGCAGGCUAUGAUAUCAAGGUCAACGACUUGAUUUCUGCACAGACGCUCCAAGGCCAGGCCAAUCUUCUGUCUGAGGAGCGCAGGAUCAUAGACAAGAUGGACGCAGUUGAUCAAUUGCCUGUGUACAUACCAGCGCCAGAGAUUUACACGCGUCUCCAGGAUCUGGCUAUUACGGAUGACGAGAUUGAGGAAAUUUACCCCUGCAGCCCUGGCCAAGUGGAAUUUCUCACGCAAGGCAACAAGCAGGAGCAAUUCUGGCAGUUGUUGACCCUGCGAGAACUUCCAGCUGAUGUGAACUUUUACCGCUGGAUCGAACUGACUACGAUGCUCACAGCGCGGAACCAGAUUCUGCGCGCUGUGUACAUCUGCGGGGAGGAAGGUAACACGGCGACAGCGGUGCAGGUAAUUCUCAAGCGGCCAGCGUUGAACCUGCGCUAUCAGUCUUACUCCACAGACGACGAAAUGAAAGCCAUCGUUGACGCAGAGUGGGCUCUUCGCUUCGACCCGAGCAAAGCGUUUGUGCGGUACACAUUGCUCACACACACGGUCACUGGCAGGCGAGACAUCAUCAUCAAGCUGGACCACGCAUCUUACGACGGCACGCUUCUUCACAUUUUUGACGAUCAGUUCAAGACCUUGAACCAAGGGCAUGCUUGCGCCCCCAGCACCGAGUUUCGGGAAUUUAUCAACCACAUACGGGCGACGCCCAAGCAACCGCAGCUGCAAUACUGGACCGACCUGCUGAGGGGCAAGACAUUCCAUUACCCCGUUCAGGCGAGGAAUCCUAGGGUGUACCAGUGGCAGGUCUCCAAAAUAAGCCUGGAAGCCGGCAUCGACGACACCGCGCAAGCUGCCGGCGUGACGGCGCCGAUUGUCUUUCAGACAGGGUACAGCCUACUGCUAGCGCACCUGAGUGGCUCACAACACGUUGUGUACGACAAUUUGGUUACGGGGCGCAACGUGCCUCUGGACAACCCGCAGCUGAUCAACGGCAAUUGCGCCAACUUUUUGCCGUUCCUGUGCAGCGUUGACAACACCAAGCCAAUGAGGGUGCUGCUCCAAGAAACGCAGGCGUCAUUCUGGCAGUCUACCGAGAACGGGCUUGUGUCUCUCGGCGAGAUUUACGAUGCUCUAGGCGAGGAUCGGAACACAGCGGCGGCAAAAUGUCUGUUUUGCUUCCAGCCAUUUGAGCCGGCCGACGCAGCGGACAAGCGCGACCACAUGCGUUGGAUUGUCAUGAAGAUGAGCCACAACACAAUGUCGUUCAACUACGCCAUCCAGCUGGAGGUUGGCAAAGGGGCGAUUGCGGGUGAGUAUGUUGUCAGGCUUGGGUUCGAUGAGCGGGUGUUUACGACGAAGGAGGCGAGGGCUGCGCUGGGGUGGUAUGAGGAGUGUCUGAGAGGAAUGUUGGCGAAGAUGUAG